ACUAUCUAUCACAGAAUAGAUGGUGAGUAGCGUAGCCGAUCAGAGGAGGGCAUUCGUGAUAAUACGCUAGUAGAUUUACUUAUACUAAAACCUCGAAGAAAGCGUUGAAAUAAUAGAAGAGGUGAGUUUAAAGGGCAGGAAAGAUAUCAAAUAUCUGACAGUACGUUAUCUUUGGACCGCAAACAUUUCAUAAAAAAACUUACCUUAAUCUCUAAGAAGCUUAUUGAUAAAAGAGAUGCUGAAUAUCACGCAGUAGAAAUAUUGUGCAACUCAACUAGAAAUCUAGCCUUUUCCAAGGGUUCAGUCAGAGUUGGAGCGCAGCGCGAAACGUAUUGCGCCCCAACUAACUGAACGCCUGGAGGAGGCUACUAGAAAUCGGACUAUAAAAUCUGUAUAUUACGUAUUUAAAAUUGUCAAGCCGGCUGACAAUAUAUCUAUGAAUUUCUUUCUGAGCGUUUUGGCCGUGACUGAACGAGGCUACCUGACAUUAGUGUGAAUAACUGAAUGCUUGAAACAUUUGAAACACAGGUAAUAGCGGUGCCGCGUUACGGAAUAGCCUUCCAACUGAUAUUAGAGUAUCCAAAACAUUAGGUGAAUUUAAGACGAAGCUAAGUAACUUCAGUUUUGUGUGAAUCAGCGACACGGCGUCCCUGUAAAGCAGUACUUUUGUUUUUAUUUAUUUCUUUUAAAAAUAGUUAGUUAGCUCAGUUUGUUUAGAUUAGGUCAGUUUGUUUAGAUUAGGCUUUUAUUCUUUGUAAUUACUUUUAUAAUGAUUAUUUUGUUUAAUUUUUACAUUUGUAGAUAUUUUUGCUUGUAUACAACUGAGUGGAACUUACCGUGUAUAAAUUAAGUGAUCUAUCUAUCAGGUAAAGCCUUCCAACUUACUUUACUUCCGGGUUUACUGAAAAAAAGAAAAAAAAACCUUGGAGAAAAUCCUUUUCCUCAAGGCUUUACUGCUUUUAACUGUACACGUAAAUCUUCGAAACUAAAUUGUGUUUAAAUAAACAGAAGAAGCGAAUUGCAUAACAAUUAGUGAAAAAAUUUGGUUCUGCGACAAGAGAAUUUCCUAGAACUAGAGGUUAGGCAGCUGAAAAUGCUGCUGAAAAUGCUGCUUUUAUAGUGAUGGCGUGACCCAAUGACAGUCACGCAAACUUCCCAGGUCUUGGCCGAAAUGUAACCCGGGAUAACUUCGUUUCAAGAUGGCGGCGAAUUUGAAGUUACGAAGUCAGGAAACAAGUCGAAGACGUUUCAGCCAUGAUGCUAGCUGCAGUCACUGUAACAUACCUUUUCCUGACUUACCAACAAGUAUGAGAUAUGGAGUUAUUGCUUUCACGUCGAUAGCGUGUUAUCUGAAUACCCUGGAGUACGAUUUAGUUCACGAUGAUGUGUUUGCGAUCAAGGAUAACACGGACAUACGAUCAGAGAACCCACUGUUUAAUAUACUGUCUAAUGACUUCUGGGGCAGGCCAAUGUCGAGCAACAGAAGUCACAAGUCUUACAGACCGCUCUGCACACUAACCUUUCGAAUGAACUACGCGAUUCACGGGUUAAAUCCAUUUGGAUAUCAUGCAGUGAAUGUUGUUUUGCAUGGAGUGGUUUGCUUGCUGUACAUGUUUAUGUGCGAGACGGUCGCCUUCAAAUCAAAUGUGCUUGCAUUUCUCGCAGGACUUUUAUUUGCUUCACAUCCUGUCCACACAGAAGCUGUGACAGGAGUUGUAGGACGUGCUGAUGUAGUAGCAUGCUUUCUGUUCCUACUUUCUUUCCUGGCAUUUGUGAGGUCAACAGGAAACAAAGGCUGUACGUUUUUUCUGUACACAGUACUUUCUGUGAUCUUCGGCUCCAUGGCAAUGCUUGUUAAAGAGCAUGGCAUUACCGUCUUUGGUGUUUGUAUUGUCUAUGAUUGUUUAGUUAUCAACAAGAGGUUUCUUUGGAGGUUCAUAAAGGAAAGGAAAUUGCAUGAUGUCGAAUUUUUUAAGCCCCUUUUGAUCAGACUAGUUGUUUUUACUAUAUCAGUUCUCCUGCUGAUGGUCUUCAGAGUGUGGAUGCUUGGUGGUAAUCUUCCUUAUUUCACAGCCCAGGAUAAUCCUGCUUCAUUCUCAGACUCACUCGCUACUCGCAUCAUGACAUAUUGGUAUCUACUUGUCUUCAACUCCUGGCUUCUGCUAUCGCCAAGUGUGUUGAGCUAUGAUUGGCAGAUGGGUAGUAUACCUCUAGUGGAGUCUCUGCUGGAUUACCGCAACUUAGCAACAGCAAUGUUUGUCAUAGUGGCAGCACUGCUGGCUUACACUGCUUUGUUAUCCAACAAAAUAAAUCCCAAUGAACAGGAUGUUCUUGUGUUAUCCCUGGCUUUGCUGUGUAUUCCUUUCCUCCCGGCUUCCAACUUGUUUUUCAGAGUCGGAUUCGUUGUUGCCGAAAGAAUUCUGUACAUACCAAGUAUGGGAUUCUGUAUGCUUGUUGUUUGUGGACUCAACAAACUGGCUUCAGUUGUGCGAUAUAACAGAAAAGCAUUGAACAAAGACACAAGUGGACAAAGUGACAACAGAAUUGGAACAAAAGGAUCUUUCAAGUCCUCAUCCAUUGUGACUUCAUAUAUGCUGCACAAGGUUUUACUGUCAGGCAUUUUCGUACUGAUAGGACUAUUUUGCUGGAAAGACGUGGUUCGAAACCGCGUGUGGAGCAGCAGAGAGACAUUAUUCAGAUCUGGGGUUGAAACUCUUCCUCACAAUGCAAAAGCACAUUAUAACUAUGCCAAUUUUCUGAAAGACGUUGGAAGGGACGAGGAGGCUAUACUUCACUAUGAGACUGCUCUAAGGUUGGCUCCAAAUCACGUCAGUGCUCAUAACAACCUUGGUACUCUUUUGGAAAACAAUGAGGUACACACCCUUGUCUCCGGACUGCACACAUAUUUGUUGUCAACAUAACUUUCUAACUAUGCCAAUUUUCUGAAAGACGUUGGAAGGGACGAGGAGGCUAUACUUCACUAUGAGACUGCUCUGAGGUUGGCUCCAAAUCACGUCAGUGCUCAUAACAACCUUGGUACUCUUUUGGAAAACAAUGAGGAAGCUAUGAAGCACUUCUAUCAAGCCAUAAAGUAUGACCCUUAUCACGCAAACUCGUAUUUCAAUCUUGGAACACGCUUGGCGUCCUUAAAACGCUUAUCAGAGGCUGAAGCAAUGUUGAAAGAAGCAAUCAGGUUAAAUCCAAAUUAUCUGGAUGCCGUGAUGAAUACUGCUGGUGUGCUCAGCGAACAACAGAAGUACGUUGAAGCUGAAGAGUUUUACAAAAGAGCGCUUACAUUAGAACCUAGAAACGGAGAUGCCUACAACAAUUAUGCAGUAUUCCUUGGCAAAAUGGGUGAGUAAGAAAGAGGUGUUACUGUUUUAGGUAUUGUUCUAACACAUACAGAU
Orbicella faveolata is the source of this 3407-nucleotide messenger RNA. Its product is annotated as protein O-mannosyl-transferase TMTC1-like. Lineage: Eukaryota; Metazoa; Cnidaria; Anthozoa; Scleractinia; Merulinidae. The record is from RefSeq and is a predicted model, not a curated record. Gene Ontology annotation, molecular function: protein binding.